AUGCUUACUGGUAAGCCACGAUACACGCAUAUUUCAGACUACAAAAGCCUCUGCGUGAACUUUGUUGAGCUGAAGGAACAACUAAAAUCUGGGUUGCACCUAAAGCCUUAUGAGGUUCAGCAUCGCCUCCAACUGCGGAUCGGAGCACAAGGAAAGUAUCUUCAAUCAAUCUUGGAAAAAGCUUGUAAAGCUCUAAACGAUCAGACAAUCACGACUGCUGGACUAGAGGCAGCUAUGGAAGAGUUGUCCGAGCUCGCAAUCAAGGUAGCCAACGACUGCCCGCUAUCUGUCACUCCAACCCCUUCACUCACCCAAAUUGCAACCCAUACUGAAAACGAGCACCCUCCUAAUUCGACUGCACGACUUAUGGACCACUCAAUCGAUAGUUGCUUGACGUCCACCGCCCCGCCAGUCGGGCUGAGUUCUGAGGCUGCUGCUUUGAAGAAGAGACAAAGGGCCAUGUUCACACAAGCUGAAUGGAUGGCGGCAAACAUCGGAUAA
Messenger RNA from Cynara cardunculus var. scolymus (artichoke), 501 nucleotides. Its product is annotated as protein PHR1-LIKE 2-like. Gene Ontology annotation, molecular function: DNA-binding transcription factor activity. The record is from RefSeq and is a predicted model, not a curated record. The transcript is spliced from 3 exons. NCBI's taxonomy places the organism in Eukaryota, Viridiplantae, Streptophyta, Magnoliopsida, Asterales, Asteraceae. The coding region runs from base 1 to 501 and encodes 166 amino acids.